Molecule: messenger RNA, 498 nt
Organism: Suillus bovinus
Lineage: Eukaryota; Fungi; Basidiomycota; Agaricomycetes; Boletales; Suillaceae
Exons: 5
Coding region: 1-498 (165 amino acids)
Source: RefSeq, a predicted model, not a curated record
AUGUCCGUCAGUGGCGGCAGUCCCCCCAAGUCUCCUCCCAAGAUGUUUUGUAUAGUUCCAGGUGAACUUUGCGGCGUGGACCAAAAAUACCCAAACGAGGACCUAGAUUGCUGCGGCCCCGCCGGGCCCAAAGACAUCAAUUGCAAAUUGGAUAUGUGUAAAGCCGACAAACUGAGCGCGUUCGUAACACACUCCAAGUCGACCUCUCCGCUACGAAUCGCCACAUUACUAUUACAACACGUUCUUCUGUUUCAGCGAUCUUUUAUGGUCCUCAGAGUCGUCACUCCCUACACGGCCUCACUCAGUCCUGAACGUGAUUCGCGGGUGUUUGUGGGCUCCUACCUCGUGUUUCGAGAACAAGGUGCCAUCAUAGAAGAAACGAAUGAUGAAGAAGAUAGAGAUGGAGUUCCCGAGAGCUUUGAUGAGAAGGAUGGCCUUGCAGAAAAAAUCGCGCUAUAUCUGCAGGACCAGCAAAACUUUGAUCAAGGCUCGGGCUAA